GCCGCGGCCGGGCCGGGCGGGAGGCCGGGCUGAGGCGGCCGCCGGGGCUGCGGACACGGCGCUCCCAUGAGCGGGCGCUGCUCGCCGGCCGCCGCCUUGCUGCUGCGGGGGCUCGCCGGCCCUGCCGCGCGCUGCCUGGGCAGGAGCAUGAGCCUCUGCGGGGCGCCGGCCGCCUGCGCCGCGGGGCCUGCGGGCGGUGGCGGCGCGGGCUUCUCCUCAGCGCGGCUGAGCCCGCCGUGGCUGCGGCUGCCGGAGGUACCGGGCGCGGAGCCGCACCGCGCCAACGAGCUCCUGCUGCUGCUGCCGCCGGCCCUGCACGACGCGGCCCCGCCGCAGCAUCACGUCGUCUACUUCCCGGGGGACGUGCAGAACUAUCACGACAUCAUGUCUUGCCACCCAGAAAACUUUCAGUGGGAGCACUGGAGUUUUGAAAAUGUUGCUACCAUACUUGCUCGCAGGUUCCCUAAUAGCUUUAUUUGGGUUGUAAAGUGUUCUCGAAUGCACCUGCACAAAUUCAGUUGUUACGACAACUUUGUGGCGAGCAACAUGUUUGGAGCGCCAGAGCACAGCACUCACUUUGGAGCUUUCAAGCAUCUCCAUGCAUUGCUAGUUAAUGCAUUCAGACUCUCUCAGAAUAUUCUGCUGUCCCAGAAAAGCGUGCAUGGUGUCAGCAAGGAUGCAAAAAUAGCUGCUUGUAAAUCACAGCCACGUUCUGUUCCUACAACAAAUGGCUGCUCAUCCACAGAGAGAGAGAGUGAUUGUGAAUGCUCUAAUAAUUCUGCUAUGAACUUCAUUAUACCGUCUGCUGUAGCUGCAGUGUCGUUUACUUUGAUCGGCUUCAGUAAAGGUUGUGUGGUUUUGAACCAGCUGCUUUAUGAGCUGAAGGAAGCUAAAAAAGACAAGAAUACAGAUGCCUUCUUAAAAACCAUAAAAGCGAUUUACUGGCUGGAUGGUGGUCACUCAGGAGGAAGCAAUACUUGGGUUACUUACCCUGAAGUGCUGAAAGAACUUGCAGAGACAGGAAUUGAAGUUCACGCUCAUGUCACCCCGUACCAAGUGUUUGACACAAUGAGGUCCUGGAUUGGGAGAGAGCAUGAGAAAUUUGUACAGAUACUUGAAGAAUUUGGUGUGGAAAUAAAUGAUCAACUACAUUUUGCUGAUGACGUUCCCUCCUUAGAUAACCAUUUCAGAGUUCAUGAAGUAUUUUGAGACUGUAUGCAUCCGAACAGUAUAUUCACUGUAAAAGCACUUAUAAUACUGUAAAUGUUGUCUUCUAGAUUUACAGCUUUGAGCAGCUGCUUUCUGAAGAGAAUACUAAGUCAGUCCUGCAUUGCUAAUAGAUACUAUAUAUACAUUUCCAUAGCCUAAAAUGGGAGGAUUGUGGACCCCAUACCUACAAGAGAUGUUGCCAUUUUAUUCCUGGAAAAAAAGUGUUACGAAGAACUAUCCUAUACGUGAUUCUUUGUUAAAUGUGAACAUUUGUUCUCAAGUGGUUGGCAAAAUUUUUAGUCCUGGAUGUCUGAUGUCAUAUACUACCUUUAACGGGAGUUCAGAGUACUCAGGACUUUUAGAUGUCUGGAUACUUCAAUUUAGUAGCUUCCAGGGCUAAAAGCUUUGGAAUUUGUCAGUAACAGACAUAAGGUUAGGAGGUUAUUUUGGCUUAUGGAAACUGAUGAUUGUUAGAACAAUCUUAGUUAUCUAUUUUGGUGAAAACUGUUUUAGUUAGUUAGUUGAAUCUUCCAGUUUUGUAACAUGUCUCCUAAUUGAAACAAAGUCACAAAUAUUUACCUUUGGUAUAAUAGUGCCAAUCCAUUUUUCUUCCUUAUGUGCACCUUGCCUUUUUUGUUGCUAUAGGGUUUCAUUGAUUCAUUAUGUAGUAUCUGCUAGUGAAUACUAUUUCACCUGUGGGCUUGAAAACUUUGACAUAGCUAUCUUAAGUGACCAAGAAUGUUGAUGAGGGUGUAGCUUAUUGCUGUUUCAACAUAUUUUGCUAUUGCUUUGAUAAACUUCUAUAAGGAGGACCAGCGGUAAUACCUGGAUUUUCCAGUUAAGAAGUGUCUUUUAUCCCUGCCUUGGACUGGUGAGGUUUUUCUAGCUAAUUGCUGCAUUGAUGUUGAUCUAAGUCAAGCCAUAAGUAUGUAAUGUAUUGCAAGUUGCGUAAAAAACUUUAGACUGUGUUGACUGUAGCUGUUUCAAAAUGCUUCUGUUUUAAUUUAAAACUAUUGUUUCCUUUAAAUGUAUUGCAGUAGUUGCUUCUAGAGCCACCCAAAAAUCUAUUUUCCGAGGCUAAUGUUUCAUACAGACAUACACCCCCCCAAUUAAAUGCGAAAGAUGUAAUCAACUUCAGGCCCCAAACCUGAAUGUUCUUUAGAAUUACUGAAAAGUGGACAGAUAAGGGUAUUAGUGGAACUUUUCUACUGUUGUAAGUAACUUUUCAUUUAUCUACAAAUACACCUUAGAAUAACUCUUAAAAAGACAACUGCAGCUAUUAACAGUGAACCAGUAGCUUACAAUGGUUCUGGAUUUCCUGGAAGUAUAGGCAUACAAAAACAAGCUAGCAAAACGCUGCAAAGAUUACAUAUGGCUCAGUUCUGAAAAAAGGCAUUUUAUUCAACUUUGUUCCUAUGUUUGAUGUCUUAGCAACAUCUUCCCCCUGCUUCUUGCUUCCUGUGACACUUACACUGUGGAAGGGAAGUCCUAGAUCAUCUUUCUUCCAUUGGCAUCAUUAAAACCUAGAAGUUUCACUGGAGAUGGUGUUUUCACAACUCUUGCAGAGGUUGCGCACAUGGUGGUGAUCACUGAAGAAUGAGAAAAGUGUGUUGAACUGUUAAAAUUUUCCUAAUACUCAGAAUGUUAAGGGUAGUAGAAAGGAUUAUGCAUACCGUGUGUACCUUACAAUGUGAAGGUGAACUCUUAUCACUAAUAACAAUUAAUGUACCUAGUUAAGCAAAAGGGGGAAGUAACUUAUUUUAAUAGAUGGAGAAAAGUGCAACAUGCAAGCCAACUCUUUAUCAUUUUAUAAAAUAAUCUAGUUCCAUCUGCUUUUAUUUUUUCUUUAAGGUCUUUCUUGGAGAUGUUGUUUAACCCUAUUUAUUGAUUGCCUUUUUAAUGGGCUUAUAACAGCUUGUGUGUGUGUUCCAAGAAGGCUAUUUCCCUUUUUUGGUCCUUUCGAUAUGUGAGGACUUUUUUUCUGUAAAGGAAAUAUGGGUCACCUAACAAAGUGGCUUUAAUAGAAAGCCUGCAUAUUGCUUGAAGUAUCUUUAAUUAUCCACUUACAAAGUAAUUAAAAAACCCCAAACAAAACACCAACAAAAAACCCAGAACACACCACUGGUCUUGCUCCCUCUCAGUUUCAGACUGACUGGGCUAACUUGGGUAUGCUGAAACUCCCCAAUAACUGCGCAGAUCAUAGACCCAGUUUCUAAACAAUUUUGUGCCAGCCAAAACAGCAGCAGUAGGUUGUUGUAAGCUUUUGGAAACAGCUAUUAAAAUAUUGACAUUGUCUUCAGAAGUUUCUGGGUGGCUACCAUAUGAAAAUAAUAUUAAUCUGUUUGAUGGAGGCUGCUUACAAUAACUGUUAAAUUAAAUAGGCUCAGGUGUUGCUAUAUAAGCACUUUGUUGCAAAACUAAUCUUGUGAGACCUCGUGUCGUGGAGGGAAAACUGACUGGUUGUUUUUCAGUCUCUAAACAGUUGUAGUAGUCUGGUGGAAUGUGCCUCUGUUAUUCGCUGCAAUGCAUGCUAAAAAUAACUUGCAAACAAUGUAGAAAAUAAACCAUUUCUAAUGGGUGAAACCAUUCCAAUGUGAAUGUAAAACCAUUAAAUUAGGAAUGUGCAGUUAAGUUUUAUGGAUUAAGCUUUAUCAGGUGUUUGUGGAGGCCUAGUUUAAAAAAAAACCAACAGAUUUAUUUGAAAGCUUUUCUUCAAUGAGGCUUUGUAUUUGUGUCAGCAUCAGUUUACUGCCAUCUCGCAUGCCUGGGAGAGCUGGCGUGAAGUACCCACAGGUGUGAAUGUUUCUAUAUUAGGAUUAAAUGGGUCACAGUUUGUAUACACCUGUUUUUCAACUGUAAAGGCAGCUUUUAAUAAGCUUGGAUGUAAAUGCCUAAAAGUUAAGUGAUUCUCAUGCUUACGGUGGUUUAGUUCAAGACGUGUCUGGUUUUGGAGAGAGCAACAUUGCAGAGUCCUUAGCACGACCUAGUACGUAAUAGCUGGUAUUCUUUAUAUCACAUGCUUGUUCCUUGUACAGUAGGCAAGGCGUUCAUCAGAUUUGAGAAGCUGUGCCUGUUAAAUUCCUUUAAGACAAGGCUGGAUUCUGUGAAAUUGUCCAGAUUCCGUGUGACUUAAAUGAUUUUAUUUUGUGUGCAUCUGAAAUGUUAGAAACUUUGGCAGCCUUCUCCCUCUAGAUCUAAUUUAUUUGCAUCUCUGUAAAUGCCACUGCAUAAAUCCUCGUUGGCCCUUAAUUUUGAAAGGUGAUUAAGGAUCCAAGUCUUAACAUGUUGCAGGAAGGAGCAAUCUCUUCUGUCCUCCCGUCGAUAACAUCCUGCCACCUGCCUUAUGUUAGCAUGAACGCUUUGUGGUGAGCUGAUCUGUCUUUCUAAAUUAACAUUAUUGCUGAUAGAGAUAGCUCAUGGGAGUACUGUGUAUUUAAAUAGUCAUAGAAAUUAUUUUAAUGACUGUUAAAUCAGUUCAGGAGUUAGGAUGUCACAACUGUGGAUAUUCAUGGGUAAAAGUGAUUGUGAACAAUGAUGCGUUCACGUUUUCCCAACAGGUUCUUUUUGAGCUAUUUGCAGAAAGAAAAGGUCACCUGUUUUUUCUUACCUCUUACAACGCUGUCUUUCCUAAGCCAACAAUGACUUCAUCGCUGCAGGUAAACAGUGUUUGUUGUUCUCAAGUUGAAGCACUGAGGUCAAAGUAUACCCAUCCAUUUACCCUGAAUGCUUAUUUUAAAUGACACAGGGUCUUAAUCAGUUAAUGUAAGAGAGAAGUUAAAGAAAAGUAAAAAUUUUGGGAUGUGUGUGCUCUGUUGUCAGCCACAUUUUUAGGUAUAUCCCUGCCUACUAGAAUCCACAAAGAGGAAUUGCGUGUCUGUAUUCCUGUGCAAUACAGAAGCAAAGGCAGAUGUCUCGGACUGCAAUCUCAGGAGACAGCCCCAUCAAAUCACCUUUGGAGUUACUUCUUCACAAUCUUUUCAGUCUUGUAUUGAAAUCUCAUUUCAUUUUUGUGAGGAUGGUAAAGAACAAAACGUGUACUUACAUUCAUAACCUGAUGAAAAUUUAGACGUGUUUAAAUAUUGCUGAUGGAGACCCUAAGACCAAAGCUGGCACUCUGUUGGUCUUACUGAUCUCUUUACUCUGUUCAGAUGCAAGGUGACUGUUUUUAACUCCAAUAAAAUAACAUGAAGUCAUAAAGCCAGUAAUGCAAGGUCGUAAAACACCUAUGUGUCAGAGACUGCUUCUCCCAGUGCCAGACAUACUCUUCCUGACUAAAUUCAUUUCGUCAAUAUUAACAGCAUAAUUCACUCCUCUUGCUGACAAAAAACACUUGCAUGGGAUUAACUGUUCCACAUCACUGUGGAAACCAUGGAAAACUGAUUCAAGGAGUCAUUUUGCAUAUAGUGUAGUGUGGAUUGUAAGGUAGUGAUGGUUUUGUCAUCGUUUCCUGUCUUUAGGGCUUCAUUGCAUGUUUCCAAGUGACUUGAGAAGUGCCAAAUUCUACUCAAGCAAAUGACCAGGAAAGCAUCUGGUAGAACAAAAGGGCGAAAAUAAAUUAUCUGGGUUUUCUUCAUGUGUAUAAACAUCUCAUGUACUUGAAAAGGGGCAGAAUGCCACUACUUCAGGGUUCAGAAUAAAUUUUCCUUCUCUCAGUGAGCUUUCAGAGAGCGCUUUCAGUCAUAGAUGUUAAUUUCCUUUGUUGUACUUGGCACUGACGGAGCUGAGCUGUUUCUAAAGAAAGCACUGCUGCAAGACAGAAGAAAGGGAAGACGCAGCUGUGCUGAAGUGCGAAACAGGGCUCCGCGCAUCUCCCACGACAGUUUACCCCUCGGCAAUGCUCUGCGCCUGGGUGCUGGAUGAAGCCGUUGCGUCCCUUGCAGGCUUGCUGCGUGGCCCUGCUUCCCUGUUCCCCAGUGUAAGGAAUACAUUGAUCUGUGUGAUGGAAGUUAAGCGAUUAAUGUACUGCUUGACAGCUGAAGUAUAAGCGUUUUCACAGCAAAAAUCAUCGGUUACUGUGAUCUGCAUUAUUAUUGCAAGCAAUUGCUUCGGAGCUUUUGUGUGUGAACAUAGCCUCGCACGCGGCACUGCGCCUUUUACAUGGUUGAGCAGUUCUUUUAAUGUUUUCAAUCUGCUCUUAAAAAUGUUGACUAGGAACAGAUCUGAACAAUUGGAAAGGAAGUAAUCUGCUUCUGUUGCUCUUGGGAAUCGCCACUUAAAAGGGACCAUUGCUCUCAGCAGUUACCACAUGCAGAGUCAGAAUCUAUCCCCACUCCCAGGGUCUGACCCAAAGCAAAAUGGGAAAUCUUACUGUGCCGCCUUUACUGCACACUUGGCUAACUGUCCAAAAAAAUAAAAUUUCAUCUGCCCUUCUUUGGCCA
Molecule: messenger RNA, 6587 nt
Organism: Falco peregrinus (peregrine falcon)
Lineage: Eukaryota; Metazoa; Chordata; Aves; Falconiformes; Falconidae
Gene: C8H2orf69
Product: chromosome 8 C2orf69 homolog
Exons: 2
Coding region: 67-1209 (380 amino acids)
Cellular component (GO): mitochondrion
Source: RefSeq, a predicted model, not a curated record